AUGAUUAACGAAUCAGUUUGCCGAUCUUAUCAAGUCAGUUUGUUCGAUCAAACAUUAUUUUUUACGAAGGAAGUUACGAAACGUAGAGAUUUUAUUCGGUAUGAAAAAUAUGGGACAAUGUUAAAGAUAGCAGUCUCAGUAUUAUAUGAACCAAAAAUGGGACUGGCUGGCAUGAUUGCUGCAGGUACGAUGGCUACUGGUGCUGUCGCUGUAACGGUUGUAUGUGUGCCGUUUGUGACCCCGGCAUUGCGUAAAAUCUGCAUACCAUAUGUUCCAGCUACGCCACAACAACUGCAAAAUGUUGCCAUGGCGUUGUCAACGUGUCCAGCUAAAGUCUCACCUCUUGUCGACUUGGGUAGCGGUGAUGGACGUGUUGUG
Brugia malayi is the source of this 378-nucleotide messenger RNA. RefSeq names its product CG3337-PA, putative. Gene Ontology annotation, molecular function: protein-lysine N-methyltransferase activity. NCBI's taxonomy places the organism in Eukaryota, Metazoa, Nematoda, Chromadorea, Rhabditida, Onchocercidae. The transcript is spliced from 3 exons. Gene Ontology annotation, cellular component: mitochondrion. The record is from RefSeq and is a predicted model, not a curated record. Gene Ontology annotation, biological process: peptidyl-lysine trimethylation; regulation of mitochondrial ATP synthesis coupled proton transport; positive regulation of proton-transporting ATP synthase activity, rotational mechanism. The annotation marks the transcript as partial.